Messenger RNA from Stegodyphus dumicola, 460 nucleotides. Its product is annotated as immediate early response 3-interacting protein 1. Gene Ontology annotation, biological process: endoplasmic reticulum to Golgi vesicle-mediated transport. The record is from RefSeq and is a predicted model, not a curated record. NCBI's taxonomy places the organism in Eukaryota, Metazoa, Arthropoda, Arachnida, Araneae, Eresidae. Gene Ontology annotation, cellular component: endoplasmic reticulum membrane; Golgi membrane; COPII-coated ER to Golgi transport vesicle.
AUUAUUACCGCAGUUUAAUUCUGGUUUUGAAAUGGAAACGUUUGUAGAGUAAUUUAACGUUGUAGUUAUAGAAUUUUUUUUUUUUUACUAAUUCUUUGGAGAAUCAAUAAAUAAUGGCUGUAACUUUGUAUAAUUUAUUCGAAGCUACUUUAUUAUGCAUUAAUGCUAUUGCUGUACUUCACGAAGAGAGAUUUCUCGCUAAAAUUGGAUGGGGAAGAGAUCAGAGUCGUGCAUUUGGAGAAGAACCUGGAGUAAAAGGCCAGCUAAUGAAUCUAAUUCAUUCAAUUAGAACUGUUAUGAGAAUUCCUCUUAUUUUCCUGAAUGCAGUGGUUAUCAUCUUUAAACUCAUUCUUGGAUGACAUUUAUAUUUGUAAUCAAUGUAUAUAAAUUUCUUCUAAAUAAAUAUUUGCUUUUUUUAUAUGUCAAUAAAUGUAUUUAAUAAAAUAAUUCUUUUGAAGUA